Caenorhabditis briggsae is the source of this 219-nucleotide messenger RNA. The record is from RefSeq and is a predicted model, not a curated record. The coding region runs from base 1 to 219 and encodes 72 amino acids. NCBI's taxonomy places the organism in Eukaryota, Metazoa, Nematoda, Chromadorea, Rhabditida, Rhabditidae. The transcript has a single exon.
AUGGAUACUGCCAAUCAUUUGAUGAUAAUCGAUGCAUCACUUCAGCAUUCUGUCCCAAAAACUACAAAUGCGUCGAUGGAAAGUGCGAAAAGCACAAUGGUGUUCGAUACUUUCUUUUUGGUUCUGCAAUGUUUUGUACAACAAGUUUCCAGUGUCCAGCAAGAAUGUACUGCUCUCGUGGACAUUGUGUUUAGUUGUGAAAUUGAUUUAUUUUGGUGA